AUGGCCCAGCAAGACCUUCACAAAUUACAUUCUAAUUUCGAGGAAGUUGAAGUUCGAUUAGCAUCCAUUAUUGAAUCGUUUGUUGAAUUGGGGGUGUCGGUUUAUGAUUUCCCGGGGACUCAAGAAUCCACACAGGGUAUGGUCACUAACCUAAAAAGAAAUGUAGAAAGGAUCAAGCAAUUGAAUCAACAAUCAAAUGAUCCUGAAUCGCAAUUAAAUAACAUCAGUAUUCCAUUGGAGGUUUUGCAAUACAUAGAGGAUGGUCGUAAUCCCGAUGUUUAUACAAGAGAAUUUGUUGAAGCUAUCCGUCGAUCCAACCAGUACCAAAGAGCAAAGAUGCAUGCACUAGGGAAACUUAGAGAUUCCUUGGCUGAAAAGAUUGCAGAAGAAUUCCCUGACCUUGAAUCUCAUGUUAAAGGUAUUAUUGAAAGGGUUACUGGUAGUAGUGGUAAAUAA
Eremothecium cymbalariae DBVPG#7215 is the source of this 456-nucleotide messenger RNA. RefSeq names its product mediator complex subunit NUT2 (gene NUT2). The transcript has a single exon. The record is from RefSeq and is a predicted model, not a curated record. Bases 1 to 456 code for a protein of 151 amino acids. Gene Ontology annotation, biological process: positive regulation of transcription by RNA polymerase II. Gene Ontology annotation, cellular component: mediator complex; chromatin. Gene Ontology annotation, molecular function: transcription coregulator activity. NCBI's taxonomy places the organism in Eukaryota, Fungi, Ascomycota, Saccharomycetes, Saccharomycetales, Saccharomycetaceae.